Guyanagaster necrorhizus is the source of this 1532-nucleotide messenger RNA. RefSeq lists its product as uncharacterized. The record is from RefSeq and is a predicted model, not a curated record. The coding region runs from base 117 to 1343 and encodes 408 amino acids. NCBI's taxonomy places the organism in Eukaryota, Fungi, Basidiomycota, Agaricomycetes, Agaricales, Physalacriaceae. The transcript has 5 exons.
UCUUCCCACCACUCAUCCUGCGUAUAUGAUAUAUCUUGCUUUCGUCUUUCACCAUCAACCACCCAUCAACCACUGGUCGCUACCUUUAGACAGUUACGUGCUCUGCUUCUGCUGGAAUGUCUCUCAGGCGAACUUCUCUUCUUGGCAACCCAACCGACUCUAGCAGUCCUGCUUCUUCGACUUGCACCGAGGAUGCCACCGACCACGACCCAAUCAAUCCGCUCUGCAUUUGUACUCAACCGAACAGCCCUUCACGACCUGAUAGAAGUAGGAUCCAGAAACAAGCAAUUGAACAGAGUUUUUCCAGUUCUGCAAGUAGCGAUCGCAGUCUCUUUGAAGAUGCACCCGAUAUGGACCACGUGAAGAGAUUGAUGGAUGAUCCUGGGAGAGCAACCGAGAAUCUGGUGGAAAGCGCUAGGAAAAUGCUCGAUUACUUCAAGGAAUGCCGCCAAAGCAUACCCACGUGGCUGACAGGGUACAAUAUCAAGCAGGGCAAAUUUAAGCUCGACCUUGUCCUUACGGCCAUGCUCGAUUUUGCUCCCAUGUGCGGUAGCCCCGAACGUGCACAGUCCAGCCUGAGAUAUGUUGCUGCUGCCAUUUGCGCCUGUCGGGGACCGCGGCGUGAGUCAGAAGAGACUGCGAACGCGCUCAGCGCGCUUGCAGUAACAUGGUUUGCUCAUUUUCUUUGGAUUUUCCGCAUGCAUAGCUUCUUCAAGAAAUACUCAAAUGAGGCCGAUCCAUCUGGGCAAGCGACUCCGACGUUGAUGGAACCAUCGGGGUUCAUGUUUGAUGAAUUGGGUCACUGCGAUUCUACCAUGAUGACAAAGGUCUUGACGCGGCAGCGAUAUAUCUGUCCUAUCACUGGACUUGGCCACAGGGCCCAUUUCUCCACACAUCCUUCCAACGAUUCUGACCUUGCUUAUGCGGAUGUAGAGAAUUCUCACAUACUCAAGCGGGCAGCAGCGGAAUUCAAUCUCAAUAAUCCUAAAGACUCCUACAGAUAUGCUAUGACGACGUGGGAUAUAGUCCGGAAUUAUAUGGCUUUGACUGAUGAGGAGAUGGAGGUAAUCGUUCCCAUAAUCGAUGACCCAAGCAAUGGAAUUGGUCUUGAGCACUAUUGUCGUACUAGUCUUGAUGCCUUCUUAUUCUCUUUGCAUGCAACAGAGACACCGAAUGAGUACACGAUACAGCUCCACCAUCCCAGCUUCAAAUUCGUUUUUCCAUGGCCGCCUGUGGGAGGUCGCGAGCAUCGUGUCAUUUUCAAGGAGCAACUCGGACCCACCGAUACCUCUGCCCAAUCCAGCUUACAUUCGUCUUCAUGCUGCGAUAGCAGGAAUUCUUGACAUGAGCGGGGCUGGUGAAGUCAUGGAUGAGUUUGAAGACAAGCACGGGGAAACCGGCUCCCAUUUAUUAGCGCAGUCAGAUUAUGAUUUCCAAACCUUUCUUUCUUGGCUUUUGACUUCCGGGGCUCAAGAACAGUUUCAGUUCACUAAGUAUCAUUUGUAGUUGUCAAGCAAAAAAGAAUACUUUUA